Molecule: messenger RNA, 600 nt
Organism: Penicillium salamii
Lineage: Eukaryota; Fungi; Ascomycota; Eurotiomycetes; Eurotiales; Aspergillaceae
Source: the annotation of a GenBank genome assembly
AUGUCAGCUCUCAAAGGUGCCUCAGCACCGAUUUACUUCGGCUCAUUCAUCGUCACCCCUCAGGUCUUUUUGACAACACCCCUGUCAUUUGCUCUGGUGAACUUGAAGCCGAUUCUCCCCGGCCAUGUCCUCGUUUCGCCGCGCCGCGUCGUCCCCCGAGUAACGGACUUGACACCAGCAGAAACAAGCGACUUGUUUCUCACCGUGCGCCGAGUCGGCCGAAUGGUCGAGCGCGUCUACGGGGCCUCUAGCUUGAAUAUCGCCGUCCAAGACGGCGUACAUGCUGGACAGAGCGUGCCUCAUGUCCACGCACAUAUAAUUCCGCGCAAGGCGGCUGAUUUGGAUCAUCGUGGCGGCACGGAUGCGGUCUACGACCUACUUGAUGGUGAUGAAGGGGAUCUAGCUAAGGCGUUCAAAGAUACAGGGGCUCGGGAUGCGGACCAGGCUGGCAAUGAGUCUGUUGCAGGGACGGAAUCCGAGAAACGAAGGUCCCGAUUCCCCGUUGUGGAUAAUGACCAAAGACGUCCUAGAGGGGAGGAAGAAAUGAAGGCUGAGGCUGAGAUGCUAGCGCGGGAGAUGGAGAAUGAACCUCUUGAUUAA